ACUGAAGGAAUACGGCCCAAGGGGACAUUGCGCGCGCUGUUCUGCCGCUCUAGAGCUCGGGAGUGGCACCGCUGUCGCUCGAGGGAGGGAGCGAGGCGCGGGACACUUCCUGCCUCGCGCUCAGUUUCUAGAGCGGAACGGAAUGGCAGAGAAGAGCGUCGACUCCAGCGGCUCCGGCUGUUGGAGAGGUCCCGGGCAUUCUCCCGGAGAGGGGGCGCCUGGUGCCAGCUCAUCUAAAUGGGUCCGCUUGAACGUCGGCGGCACCUAUUUCCUGACCACACGGCAGACACUGUGCCGCGAGCCCAAGUCUUUCUUAUACCGACUGUGCCAGGCCGACCCCGACCUCGACUCCGAUAAGGAUGAAACAGGUGCCUAUUUGAUAGACAGAGACCCCACCUACUUCGGUCCGGUGCUGAACUACCUGAGGCACGGUAAACUGGUCCUGAACAAAGACCUCACUGAAGAAGGUGUGCUGGAAGAAGCCGAGUUCUACAACAUCGCCUCACUAAUAAAGCUGAUCAAAGAGAGGGUCCGGGAGCGAGACAGCAAACCGUCGCUGGUUCCGAUGAAGCACGUCUACAGAGUGCUGCAGUGCCAGGAAGAGGAGCUGACGCAGAUGGUGUCCACCAUGUCCGACGGCUGGAGAUUUGAGCAGCUUAUCAGCAUCGGGUCGUCCUAUAACUACGGGAACGAAGACCAGGCGGAGUUUCUGUGCGUCGUUUCCAAGGAGCUGCACAACCAAUCAUACGGCAGCAGCAGCAGCGAGCCCUCGGAGAAGGCCAAGAUUCUUCAGGAAAGAGGGUCUCGAAUGUGAAGGACCAGCGUCGAAACCCCGCGAGGUGCGGGUGGGCCGACACAAACCACCCAGGGCGGAACGCGUCGCCAGGAAACCACCCGGGAGGCCGCACUUCCUGCCCCCCGCCCCCACCUUAACCUUACUGCACACAGCCAGCCAAUCAGGUGACUGCUCUUGUGCCUGCGAAUUAAAACUGGACUGGAAUCUUUUAAUGUGGGUGUGGGUGGGCGGGAAAAAACGACAGUUUCUUUUCUUUUCUUUCUCAACGGUCGGUGAUGGUGUACGUGGUUUCUAAGUACGCUGAACAGAGCUGGAGACUCGGUCAUAACUGACCGGUAGUUUACUCAGGGUCUCCUGCUCUUUGAGUUUUGUAGUGUGUUCACACCUUUCUAAGUCCCGAAAGGUAUUUAAGAAAAACUUUGCAAAUACAUAUUUAUCUUGUGACAGGCAGAGACUUCAGAUAGUCAAACGAUGUGUCAGCAGUCAAAAUGGGUAAGACUAGAGGGUAUUUGAAGGUAAAUAACAGACCGAAGCUAGGAUUCUGAGGUUUGGGUGGCAGGGUAAGGGCUGAGGGUGGAAAACUACCGACUCUGAGGAGGGUGUGUUCCUGCAUGUUAAAUUGUCUGCCAUAAAAGAUGAGAAAUGACACACUUCCUUCAUGUCUGAAUAUCAUCUCUCUCCUUAUAGCACAGAAGGAAAUGCUGACCUAUUUUUCUAAAGUUACCCUUCUGUUUUGGAAGAGUAGUGUUCUUUUCUGUCUGUGGAAUUGGACUCCACAGGGAUUUGACUCUAUCUUGGUGUUUAUGAUAUAGAGACAAAUGGCAAAGAACAAAGCAGUUCCUGUUGUUUGAUAGUUCGAUAGGUUUCAUAUACAGAAAAGCAUGCUGAAUUCAACAGGUUUCUGUUCUGUGACUAGUUUAUACACAGGUUAUUAUAUAUGGACAUUUAAUAAUCACGACAGGCCUUGUACUUCUUUGGGGUUGACCUUUGAUAUAAUUUUGACAACCUCGUUUGAAAAAGGAUGCAAUGACAUGAUCUUUAUUUGGGAAAGACUGACUUGAAGACUGGUGUUACUGUCUUUUUUCAUGUUGAGUGAAAUCCUUUCCUGUUUUACAAGACUGCACAUGCAGUCAGGGGUUUUGUUUGUGUCUGUAUGUGUGUGUGUGUGUGUGUGUGUCUGUGUCUGUAUGUGUGGUCUGCAUGCGUGUGUUUUUGUGUGUGUGUGUGUAUAUGUUACAUACACAGUUCAAAUCACCGCAUUGUGCAAGACUUCUGGGUAAUACUGGUUGACCUUGAACAGAGUACAGCCUGACACUGUUAUACCACUGAGCGUAGAUAUUUUAACGAUGCAUUUUUAAAAAAAUAAACGUCAAUAAACUCGUUGCUGUGGCCAACCCAUAUAUGCGAUUCGGUAUGAAUCCAGUAUGUUUUGCUUUAUUGAUAUUUUAUUUAAAUGAAGAAAAAAAAAACAAGACAUGUAAUAGUGUUGCCUUAGUCCAAUGACCAAAUCAAUGCCUAACUUGUGACAAAAAAAAAUAAAGAUUAUUUAGGGUCAGGGAUUAUUGGAACACUUUGAAACUAUUUACAUAUCUACACAGCUUUUUGAUAUGAGUACGUAAAUGAUUGGUGUCAAAGUGUAUUUGGUGCACACAUUUGGGUAUGUACGUGCAUGCGAUUUAGUUUCUUAACACAAACACAAGGGCUGUUAAUUGUUGAGCAAAAAAAAGUCAUUUCAGGAGAGCAAAAUUGCUUAAUUGCCAGACCAAGGCAUUGUUUACAUUCGGAGUUCUGAAGCUUUCCAGUAAACUCACACACCGCUCCUUAGCUUGGCUUCCUGACACAUUUUAGAGCGUUUAAAAUGCUUCUCACUCAGCCGUUAGCCUUGUGUUCUUACGACGCCCGAAGGGGCGAUCGCUUUAUCUGCUGCCAUGUGGAGCUUGGCUUGCGACCCACGCCCCCAUGAACCGGCGUCCCGCAGCGGUCUGCUCGGCUCCUAUUGGCCAGUGACGAAGGCUGCUCGGCUCCCAUUGGCCAGUGAUAAAGACCGGCCAAUCCGUAGCCGGUGCCCGGGAAGGGACCACCCACCACAUUGGGGCACAUUGGAGAAGGCACAUCCACCGCGUGGCAAUACGCUGGAGAGAGAGAGAGAGAGAGAGGUGGUGGGUGGCGGCGGCGGCGGCUGAUUGGUCGAUCUGGUCUCUGUGUUCGUGUCACUGCAGUGGUGUUCUCUGGUGUUUCGACCGCAGCGUUUACGGUGCUAGUCUACCUCCCGCUCUUCCUGCACAGCGCGGCCUCGCUGAGCUCCACUGUGCCGUGUUUCGGAACACAUCCGCUAGCCGACGUUAGCCUUUUAUUUAAAAUCAGCCUCUGAUGUAGCAGAAAGAUUGAACAUCUGCCCCUUCACCACAGGCGUUUGUCCUCCUUAAGUGUUGUUCCAGACUUGACUUUUACCUUUAUGAAUCUGCAAAAUGUAUUUUUUAAGAACAAACUUGAGGUUUGUUUGUUUUUUAUUAUUAUAUUUUAUUUUCUGCACCAGUGUAUUGCUAUUGUUGUGAUUCUAAUAUCCUCUGAAAUGUUUUGUAUUUGUAUAUUUAAAUUUGUUUAUGUGUAAAGUACAAGAUAUACAAUUUUAAGUGGGUACACUGAAUAAAAUGGAGAUACUGGGUUUAGUCAAAUAAACAUACUUUCAUUUA
Molecule: messenger RNA, 3489 nt
Organism: Anguilla anguilla (European eel)
Lineage: Eukaryota; Metazoa; Chordata; Actinopteri; Anguilliformes; Anguillidae
Product: BTB/POZ domain-containing protein KCTD5-like
Exons: 6
Coding region: 143-814 (223 amino acids)
Biological process (GO): proteasome-mediated ubiquitin-dependent protein catabolic process; protein homooligomerization
Cellular component (GO): cytoplasm; Cul3-RING ubiquitin ligase complex
Molecular function (GO): cullin family protein binding
Source: RefSeq, a predicted model, not a curated record